Molecule: messenger RNA, 6218 nt
Organism: Austrofundulus limnaeus
Lineage: Eukaryota; Metazoa; Chordata; Actinopteri; Cyprinodontiformes; Rivulidae
Gene: rapgef2b
Product: Rap guanine nucleotide exchange factor 2b
Exons: 30
Coding region: 641-5557 (1638 amino acids)
Biological process (GO): small GTPase-mediated signal transduction
Molecular function (GO): guanyl-nucleotide exchange factor activity; protein binding
Source: RefSeq, a predicted model, not a curated record
UCAGUCACCAUGGUGGUGGCAUACAACAGAACACAGCAACCGUUGCGAGUGAUACUCACUCUUAGCUUCAUAAAAACAUUAAUAUAAUGAGUUUCCUAAGUGACGCUGAGAGAGAAUCUCUUUUAAAAUGGACGCAGGGUUGUUGUUGACGGGAUAGCUUUAGCCGUUAGCUUACUUUUUUUUUGUUUACCGGAUUCUUAUGGAAUUUCCUCCCGUCGCUAGCCAGAAUGCUGAGGAGACAAGGAACGGUUUUUACUUAGCGCUGGCUUGUUUAAAGAGACAAUUGUUUUUUACGCGUAGGAAACAACUCAGAAAUACAACCCGAGUCACGCUUUUAAAGUAAGUUUUUUUUCUAAAUUCAUUGGCGGUGGGAGGGCUGGUUUCGGGAGGCGGUUUCGGGCUGGACACCAGACAGAGAGACACUCCGAGAAGGGACUGGUCGGCUGUCUGGCUCCAGUCGUGGCCUGGCUCCGCCGGGCACUCCCAGCUUCAUCCACAAGCUCCGGAGCUCAGCCGAGAAGAGAAGAGAAGGACGCCAGGGGGGCUAUAUUUUGAAAACCAAGCGUCCCCUGCCCGGAUUUCUUUAAACAUUUUUAAGGAUAAGGACCCGCGUACCUCCCAGACGCCGUCUUCUAAAACAAUGGCGUCUUAUGUGGAUAACCGCUUUCGGCAGGCUGUGAUGAUGAACCCGGCUGAAAGGACGCAACAGGACCUGGAGAUUGUUUACUCAUAUCUCCACGGUAUGGAGGCCUUGUCCAACCUGCGAGAGCAUCAGCUGAGGAUAAUGUGUGAGACUGUGCGUUACGAGAGACACGAAGCCAAUGAAGUUCUUUACUAUCCUGAUGACAUUGGAAGCUGCUGGUACAUCCUGUUAUCUGGUUCAGUUUUCAUCAAAGAGUCCAUGUUUCUGCCCAGAAGCAGUUUUGGGAAGCGAUCAGCAGGAAGCCUGCGGCGUGGAUGUGAGUGCAUCGUCCUCGAAGCUUCAGAGAUGAUUGUGGUGGACUAUAUGGAUGAAAAUGAGGAAUACUUCCAGAGACAAGCCUCACACAGACAGUCCCGGCGGCGCUUCCGAAAAAUCAACCAGAAGGGAGAGAGGCAGACAAUCAUCGACACGGUGGAUCCGUACCCCGCCGGAAAGCCGCCCAUAGCCCGGGGGUARCACACGGAAUGCAAUAAACCUCAGCUCCCCGCAGACUUCAGCAGACUUCACCUGGCCGACGGCUUACACCCUCAGGUGACCCACGUCUCCUCCAGCCACUCAGGAUGUAGUAUCACCAGCGACUCUGGAAGCAGCAGCCUGUCAGACAUUUACCAGGCCACUGAGAACGAGCCAGGUGACAUGGACCUGAGCGGCCUGCCGGAGACUGCCGUCGACUCCGAGGAGGACGACGACGAGGAGGACAUCGAGCGAGCGUCGGACCCCCUCAUGAGCCGGGACAUCGUGCGGGAUUGUCUGGAAAAGGACCCCAUGGACAGAACGGAUGAUGACAUCGAGCAAUUACUGGAGUUCAUGCAUCAGCUGCCCGCCUUCGCCAACAUGACCAUGUCUGUGAGGAGGGAACUCUGUGCUGUCAUGGUCUUCGCUGUGGUUGAACGCGCCGGCACCAUCGUUCUCAAUGAUGGAGAGGAGCUGGACUCGUGGUCGGUGAUCUUAAACGGCUCCGUGGAGGUGACUUACCCCGACAGCCGGACAGAGGUCCUGUGCAUGGGGAAUAGUUUUGGGGUGUCGCCCACCAUGGAGAAGGAGUACAUGAAAGGUGUAAUGAAGACUAAAGUGGACGACUGUCAGUUUGUAUGUAUAGCCCAGCAGGACUACUGCUGCAUCCUUAACCAGGUUGAGAAGAAUAUGCAGAAAGUCGAGGAGGAAGGAGAGAUCGUUAUGGUGAAGGAACACCGUGAACUGGACCGGACCGGCACCAGGAAAGGACACAUCGUCAUCAAGGGCACACCGGAGCGCCUCACCAUGCACCUGGUGGAGGAGCACUCAGUAGUGGACCCGACCUACAUCGAGGACUUCCUGUUGACCUACAGGACUUUUCUUUCCAGCCCCAUGGUGGUGGGCAAAAAGCUCCUGGAGUGGUUUCACGACCCCAGUCUCAGGGAUAAGGUUACACGGGUAGUCUUGCUGUGGGUGAACAAUCACUUCAACGACUUUGAGGGAGACCCCGCCAUGACUCACUUUUUGGAGGAGUUUGAAAACAACCUGGAGAAAGAGAAAAUGUGCGGGCAUCUCAGACUGUUAAAUAUAGCGUGCGCAGCUAAAGCCAAGCCGCGGCUGGUGACGCUGACCAAGCCGUCCAGGGACUCUCCUCUGGCCUUCAGCCUCCUCGCAGGUCAGGAGAAAGGUUUCUCCAUCUUUAUAGAUGCRGUGGAGCCAGGCAGCAAGGCAGCAGAGGCCGGCCUUAAACGUGGAGAUCAGAUUCUGGAGGUGAACGGGCAGAAUUUUGAAAAUGUCCAGCUCUGUAAAGCCAAUGAGAUUCUUAAGAACAACACCCACUUGUCCAUAACUGUGAAGACAAAUCUUUUAGUGUUCAAAGAGCUGUUGACGCGGCCAGAGRACGAGCACGACCUGGACGCGGACGAGGAACACGACAGGAAGAACGGCGCGCCCCACCUGCCGAAGAUCGGCGACAUCAAGAAGGCCAGCCGCUACUCUAUACCGGACCUGGCCGUGGACGUGGAGCAGGUCAUGGGCCUGGAGAAAGCCAGCAAGAAGGCCAAGACCAACACAGUGGGAGGUCGCAACAAACUGAAAAAGAUCUUUGACAAGACGCUCACCAGCAUCCUGCCCCCCAAACCUUACAAUGACGUCUGCGUAGGCCAAUCACAGGACGACAGUAUAGUCGGGAUGAAGCAGUCCAAACAGAUCCCCCCAGCUCUGCCGGUCAGUGGAAACCUGUCCUCGUCGAAUCCAGACCUCCUGCAGUCUCACCACCGCAUCCUGGACUUCAACAACCAGCCUGUACCAGUCAUACUGAAUAUGUCAGACCAAGUGUUACGGGUCUUCAAAGCGGACCAGCAGUCUCGAUAUAUCAUGAUUGGGAAAGACACGACGGCUAAAGAGGUGGUGGUCCAGGCCAUCAGGGAGUUCGCCCUGACUGCAGCGGCAGAGGCUUAUUCUUUAUGCGAGGUGUCCGUCACACCAGAGGGCGUCAUCAAACAGAGGCGGUUACCAGAUCAGCUUUCUAAACUAGCUGACAGGAUUCAACUAAGUGGCAGAUACUACCUAAAGAGCAACAUGGAGACGGAGACGUUGUGCUCAGAUGAGGAUGCCCAGGACCUCCUCCGAGAAGGUCAGAUCUCCCUGCUGCAGCUCAGCACCGUGGAGGUGGCCACCCAGCUCUCCAUGAGAGCGUUUGAACUUUUCUGCGCCAUCGAGCCCACCGAGUACAUCGACGACCUGUUCAAGCUGCGCUCGAAGGUGGGCUCCGUCAGCCUGAAGCGCUUCGAGGAGUCCAUCAACCACGAAACCUUCUGGGUGGCGACGGAGGUGGUGCGGGAGCCCAACCAGCUCAAGCGCAUGAAGAUCGUCAAGCACUUCGUCAAGAUCGCCCUGCACUGUCGAGAGUGCAAGAACUUCAACUCCAUGUUUGCUAUCAUCAGUGGUCUCAACUUGGCUCCAGUGUCCAGACUGAGGGGAACGUGGGAAAAGUUGCCCAGCAAGUAUGAGAAGCUGUUCGGGGACCUGCAGGACCUUUURGACCCUUCCAGGAACAUGGCCAAGUACAGGAAUGUUCUUAACAAUCAGAACCUCCAACCACCGAUCAUCCCCCUGUUUCCAGUCAUUAAAAAGGACCUCACCUUCCUACACGAAGGCAAUGACUCUAAAGUGGACGGGCUGGUGAACUUUGAGAAGCUUAGGAUGAUCGCCAAAGAAAUCCGUCACGUGGGUCGCAUGGCGUCCGUCAACAUGGACCCGGCCCUCAUGUUCCGGACCAGGAAGAAGAAAUGGAGAAGUUUAGGGUCUCUAAGUCAGGGCAGCGCCAACGCAGCCGUGCUGGACGUCAGCCAGACGGGCGGGCACAAGAAGCGGGUGCGACGCAGCUCCUUCCUCAACGCCAAGAAGCUUUACGAGGACGCCCAGAUGGCCCGGAAGGUCAAACAGUACCUGUCCAACCUGAGCCUGGAGACGAACGAGGAGAGCCUGCAGACGCUGUCGCUGCAGUGCGAACCCUCCAUCAGUACAUUGCCCAAGAACGCCGGUGGGAAACGACCGGACACUUCUCCGGUUGUGUCCAGAGCUGCUAAUCAGCAAAGAGGCCAGCUGGCCAAAGGCAACCAGGCCCUGCAGGUCCCCGCUGUGGCCCUCUACCCAUCCCGGAAGAGAGUCCCAGUCAAGGACCUGCCACCUUUUGGAACGAGUUCGCCUCAGUCUCUGAAAAAGAUCCUGUCUCUGUCUGAGGAGGGGACCGACAGACACCGAAGACAGCCAGAGGACACCGUGUCCAAUGCCUCCUCCCAGCUCUCCUCCCCUCCCACCUCCCCACAGAGCUCGCCCAAGAAGGGUUACAGCAGGAGUGGGGACGCCUACUCGGACUCCGGUCACAGUGAGAUCUCCUCUCGCUCCAGUCUGGUCAGUAACUCCUCUUUCGACAUGGCCCAGGAGGAGAGGAGACUCCGCCACUCUGGGGGAGUUUGCGACUCCCACAUGGGGGGACCUCGGCUGGAAAGAAGAGCCACCACUGACCCUGACCAGUACAGUCUGGGCUCGUAUUCAUCGAUGCAGGACUGUCGAGGCAUUUACGCCGGCUGCCCCACAGUCCUCUCCUCGCCCAGCUCAGAGGAGCUGACUCAGGAUCAGGGCGAUCGCGUGUCCCUGGACGCCGCAGACAGCGGCCGCGGCUCCUGGACUUCCUGCUCCUCCGGCUCCCACGACAACAUCCAGACCAUGCAGCAGGGACGCAGCUGGGAGACCCUGUCCUUCGGAGGGGGAAGCAUGGGACUCCAUUUGGGACAAGAGGCCUUGCUGGGGGGUCCCGCUGCUCUGUGGGCAGCGCAGACCCGAGGGAGCUGGGCCUCUGCUAGCUCCUCCUCCUCCUCAGCAGCGUACUGGGGCGAGGACUCUGAAGGAGAUACCGGCACGAUAAAGAGGAGAGGAGGAAAGGAUGUCAACGCCGACCCGGAGACGAGUAGCAUCACAUCCACCGGGUCAGAGGAGGCCAAGCAUCUUGGUCGGCCAUCCCCGUCGCCCAUCACUGCUGGGGGUCGAAAGGAGGGCCGAUUCCGUGACCCCCCACCCACUCCGCCGGGCUACACGGCCCUGACCAUCUCCGACGUGACGGACGGGCAGCACCCGCCUUCCUCCGCCCCCACGCCCACGGCGACCCACUCGAGUCGCCGGCCGCCCGACUACACCACCGCCCUGCAGCGCUCGCGCAUGGUCACCCAGUCGCCCGACUCCCACCAGGCCCACCAGGCGGCCAAGCACCGGGCGGGGGGCCUCCACCGCACCCGCUCGCCGGCCGAGGACCAGGAGCCCGAGGAGGAAGAGGAGGGUGAGUCCUUGUCCUCCAAACUAGUCGCUCUGAGGAAACCAGUGGCUCGGCACCGACCGUGACAGGUGGGGGUUAACAGACAGGGCCGCCCUCCCUCCCCCCAUUAAGGCAGGUAAAAACUAAUUUAUGAGGCUGCCCACCCCCCACCUCUCCUCUCCAAAGAACCUGCAUGUUAACAAGGACACACAAGACUGCACCCCUUCAUAAGCUCCACCCCCCCCAGCACAUUUAACCGACAAGCAGGGGCAGAAAACCUCUCUCUAACUCACAACACAUCAUCCUGCAUGAGUCAAACUGGUGUAAUUAGACCCUCACUGCUGCCUCCAUGCAGUAUAUUCUGCUGUUCUCCCUCACACGGCACACUGUGUCAUGAAGCACCAGUUACAGGGCACAGCCUUGUUCUGUCACGUUAAACCAAUCACCAGAAUCCUGCAUCGUAUUUCUCUUGCAUAACUCACCUUCAGUCACUCUUUAAGCCCUGUUCGCACGGGGUAAGCAUCAUCUGGGGACCCCGUGUAAUAAACAAAUUACUCCCCGAUGUCUGUUUUUUAUGUGGUGCGUUGCAUCUGAUUUUGCUCCUUUUCUUCAGUCGUUCCUUUUUGAUGCUGCACCUUACAGGUCUGAGAAGAAACCGUGUUCAGUUACUCCGUUCAUGUUUCCUGCAGAUCCUUAAAAAGACUUAAAAGUCAUUGAAUUCAUCAAUCCAAAAAUAAGGCCUUAUUU